ACAAAACCAUAUGCCAUAAGAAGGUGAACAAAUCACUUUCCAUCUCCUGCUCUCUCUCUCUCUCUCUCUCUCUCUGUCUUGAACUUCAACUAUCUUUUGGACUCAGAAACUUAAAAUAUUCUUGCUGCCGCUUUAUCUCUCUCUGUAGCUGACAAGAAUCUCUAAUUAUUGGUCCUUUUAAUGAACAAAACGACAAUUUUUUUUAUUACAAAAUUUAAAUGGGUUGGUCGCUGUCUCGUCGGUGUUCAAUUUGUAUUUUUUUCAUUAAUUUUCGUUACAUCAUAUUAAUCAUACGUAUACUUCUCCACAUUAAGCUCAAAUCUAUUUUAAUUUCUAGAAAAUAUAUUUAAUUUAUGGAGAGGGGAGAGAUGAAAGAAAAGCUUUUGGUAAGAGGAGGAGAAGAAGAAGUUGAAUUCAAGGAGAAUAUAUGGAGAGAAAGCAAGAAGAUAUGGGUGGUAGCUGGUCCUGCCAUUUUCACCAGAUUUUCUACAUUUGGUAUUGUUAUCAUCAGCCAAGCCUUCAUUGGCCACAUUGGCUCUACUGAAUUGGCCGCUUAUGCCCUCGUCUUUACUGUUCUUCUGAGAUUUGCUAAUGGCAUCCUGUUGGGAAUGGCUAGUGCGCUAGAAACUCUGUGUGGGCAAUCGUAUGGAGCGAAACAAUAUCACAUGCUAGGAAUAUAUCUUCAACGAUCAUGGAUUGUAUUACUAAUUUGUGCGAUCCUGCUUCUGCCAUUGUUUAUCCUGGCAGCUCCGAUAUUAACUGCUUUAGGGCAAGACCCGCAUAUUGCAAAAGUAGCAGGAAACAUUUCUCUGUGGCUAAUACCAGUCGUCUUCUCCUUCAUUAUAUCCUUUACUUGCCAAAUGUUUCUACAAGCACAAAGCAAGAACAUGAUUAUUGCCUACUUAGCUGCCUUUUCGCUUUCGCUCCAUCUCCUUCUUUCAUGGCUCUUAACUGUUAAAUACAAGUUGGGAAUUCCAGGAGCAAUGGCAUCCACAAUUUUAGCUUAUUGGAUACCAAAUUUAGGACAGCUUAUGUUUGUUACUUGUGGAGGUUGUAGGGAAACAUGGAAAGGUUUUUCUGUCUUAGCAUUCAAAGAUCUUUGCCCUGUAAUCAAACUUUCUCUGUCUUCUGGUGCUAUGCUUUGUCUGGAGCUCUGGUAUAACACUGUUCUAAUUCUUUUAACUGGACAUAUGCAAAAUGCUGAGGUUUCUAUCGAUGCUCUUUCUAUAUGCCUCAGCAUCAAUGGAUGGGAAAUGAUGAUAUCUCUUGGUUUUUUAGCUGCUGCAAGUGUUCGUGUGUCGAAUGAGCUUGGAAGAGGGAGCUCAAAAGCUGCAAAGUUCUCAAUAGUGACGAUAGUUGCUACAUCAUUUAUGAUUGGGUUUGUUCUGUUUCUUUUAUUCCUGUUCCUAAGAGGAAGGCUAGCUUACAUAUUCACUUCAAAUCCUAAGGUAGCUAAUGCAGUGGCUGAUCUUUCGCCUCUGUUGGCUUUCUCUAUACUUAUGAACAGCAUACAACCAGUUCUCUCUGGAGUUGCUGUUGGAGCUGGAUGGCAGAGUAUUGUAGCCUAUGUUAACAUUGCCUGCUACUACUUCAUUGGAAUUCCAGUUGGAGUUGUUCUUGGUUAUGUUUUGAAUAUGCAAAUCAAGGGUGUUUGGGUUGGCAUGUUGUUUGGAACACUCACUCAAACCAUUGUUCUACUUAUAAUCACCUGUAACACUGACUGGGAAAAACAGGUGUCUCUAGCUCAUAACCGGAUUAAAAAGUGGUAUGUUGCAGAUUCUCAACAGAACACACAAGAUGGGUGACUUCAAACUUCCUUUUUCUGUAAUUUGCUACUUCUUCUUCUAUAUUUUGACCAAAUAAUAGAUUUCCCAGCCUUAAUCCAUCUAAGGUAAUUUAAAUUCAGUAUAUUGUAUAAAAACUGAUCCCCGUUCCAUGUAAAAUUAUAUUAUAAAAAUAAAAUUCAUUGUAUAAAAACGACAA
Molecule: messenger RNA, 1983 nt
Organism: Jatropha curcas
Lineage: Eukaryota; Viridiplantae; Streptophyta; Magnoliopsida; Malpighiales; Euphorbiaceae
Product: protein DETOXIFICATION 21
Biological process (GO): xenobiotic detoxification by transmembrane export across the plasma membrane
Cellular component (GO): membrane
Molecular function (GO): xenobiotic transmembrane transporter activity; antiporter activity
Source: RefSeq, a predicted model, not a curated record